This is a messenger RNA of Nematostella vectensis (starlet sea anemone), 4206 nucleotides long. RefSeq names its product E3 ubiquitin-protein ligase TRIM71. Lineage: Eukaryota; Metazoa; Cnidaria; Anthozoa; Actiniaria; Edwardsiidae. The record is from RefSeq and is a predicted model, not a curated record. The coding region runs from base 618 to 2804 and encodes 728 amino acids. The transcript is spliced from 4 exons. Gene Ontology annotation, molecular function: ubiquitin protein ligase activity; protein binding; zinc ion binding. Gene Ontology annotation, biological process: proteasome-mediated ubiquitin-dependent protein catabolic process; protein polyubiquitination.
AAAAAAAGUAGUCUGGCUGUGGUAAGCGUAAUUUGAAUAAAAUCAUUUUCUGAGGUAUACAUUAUCAACUCCAAUGCGUGGCAGACGGAUAAUAGGGGAAAAGCUCAUCGGCUUAUAGCUCAAAGUAUUCUCUAAUGCAAAUUGAAAUAGGUCAUUUGAGAACAGACAAUGAUUAUCAAAAUACUUCAGUGGAAGAGCGUAUAUGAGUAUACACAACCUGGUUGCCUUUUUACAGACAACUAAAAAAAAAGGAAUUUAAAAUCGGCUCCCGAUGAGAGCUUCACAGAUGUUCUAGCUUGAAAACAUGAUAUUUUUUCUCAUGAAGUACGAGUGCAAUUAUUAUCACAGCCAUCAAUACUUGGAAUGAUCGAUGAAACCAUUGAAUCCACACGAAAACCUCGCAGAACUCUCAAGACGAGCGCCAUAGAAAGGUCAGUGAGGUCAACAAAACCAUUGGCUUACUGACUGCUUUUAUAAUCUAUGUUGUAAACAAAAUAUAGCUCAUUCGAGCAAUCAAAUUGGCAUUUAUUUAAAGUCAAGAAAUGAUAGCAGCAUGUAAGAAUAUUGACAUGAAUUCGGACAGUACAGGUGUGCUCUAGAAUAGGCAAAAUACAGAUAUGGAGACGCUGCUUCCGUACCUGCGAGAGAAAUGCAAAUGUUCUCUGUGCAGCGAAGUCCUGACAGAACCAAAAAUAUUGAGGUGUUUUCACGUAUACUGCCAGAAAUGCCUCCAAGCCGAGACUAAUGAAGCCGGAGAGAAAAGUAAAAUAUUGAAAUGCCCUUGCUGCCUCGAGAAAACAGAGACUGCGAACGGUGAGGCGAACUAUAGCAUCUUGCAUUCACGAUUUCUGGAAGUUCUCUCGAUUAUGGAGUCGAAUACGAGCGGCAAAGAAUGUGAUAUCAAGUGUGCGUGUAAAAAUAGAUUAAUCGCCAUCGCUCACUGCUUUGACUGUUCAAGAUAUUUCUGUGAGAACUGUUUGGAAGCUCACAAUAAAAUCAAUGACGAGCACAGAACUGUACAUUUUGCGGGUUUCCAAGAAGGAGAUUACUAUGGGAUACUUCAAAGACAAUCGUUCUGCGAGCGGCCAAAUCACGGUAAAGGGUUGUUAAGUUUUUACUGCGGAACAUGCAAACGAAGUGUCUGUCAGUGUUGUAUCACAACAGAGCAACAAAAUACCGCUCACGAAAUCUCUGGUCUUGACUCUAAGGGUGAAGCGCUCAAGUACAUUCUCCAGGGCACUCUAGAUAUCUUGAAGAUCAAAAGAAAAGAGGAAAAGAAGAAAAAUAAGCUACUGGAGGAAAUUAUUUCUAAGGUCAAGAUAGACGCCGAAGAGGCGAAAGGCAAGGUAGCGACAGCGGGAGAGAACCUUAUUUCAUUCAUUACAGAAAAUGUGGUCGAGCUUAUGGCUGAGAUAGAUAAUGAAGUAGACCAAGUUAUCAGAAAAAAGACGCAACAAGAGCACCUGUUACUACAGACAGAAAAAGCCGUGGAUUUUAUCAGCGAACUGGCCGCGUUUGGCUCUCCACAAAUUAUGCUUUCCACCAUGGAGUUCGUUCACGAGCGUUAUAAGGAGCUUAUCGCUCUACAAACUGACCUCGACGACAUGUCACACAGAAUCAAGUUCAUGCAAAGCGAGGGGAGCCGUAAACUCAAGGAACAAGGGCUGGGGUCACUGAUCGACCCUAUCAACAGUAUAAUCCACGUGGAACCGCCGCUCGAGGCGCUAUCACCGGUUCAUCUGAGCGUGUUCUGUAAACAUGUCAAUGACUUGUCCAGCGUGUUUGAGGAUGUUGUAGAUGUGAAGAUUAGCCCUGUAGAGGAUGUCAAGCUGCUGCUAGUAUCUGAUAGAAAGGGCGAGAAGUACGCUGUGGAAUUCACGCCUAAAGUGCCACAGAAGUACAUUGCAGAGGUGACGAUUAAUGGAGAGCAUGUGAGUAAUAGUCCACUGGAAUUGGAGGUGAAGCCCCAGCACCUGCGCAUCAUCGCCGAAUACGAGCUACAAGGGCUGACCGAACCACUUGGAAACUCCUGGGGCAUCGCCGUCAACAAGAGCAACACAAUGAUCGCAGUGACCUUCUGGGAUUCCCAUAUCACGGCCGUAUUCGCCAUUGACGGGACAUUCCUGAGGGCCUUCGGGAAACAAGGGAGCCCAUCCGAACAGCUGAAUAAUCCUACGGGCGUGGCGUUCCUUAAUGACGACUAUGUGGUAGUGGCGGAUGAGACAAACCAUAGGAUCAGCAUCUUCGAAAGCACAAGCGGUAAGUGCCUCAAGACGAUAGGCGAGAAAGGUCAAGGAAACGGCGAGUUUAGCGCACCUGACGGGGUCCACGUGGAUGAGCAAGGUCUCAUAGUGGUCUCCGAUUACAUGAACAACCGCGUGCAAGUGUUCUCCGGGGACGGCACGUACCAGUUCCAGUUCGGCCUGGGGGAUGAGUUCGAGGAGACCAUCCAUCCAGUAUGCGCCAUCUCUCACGGCGACACCUUUAUCGUCUCCGAUUACGGAAAUGACGUCAUACAUGUGUUUGACAAGCAGGAGGGCGCGGUUACCAGGCGAUGCGUGAUUGGCAAGCAGGGGAGUGGAGACGGGGAUCUUUGGUGCCCUUGGGGGUUGGCGGUGGAUAAUGAUGGAAAUAUCCUUGUCUGCGAUAUGAAUAACUACCGGAUCGAGAAGUUCACGCUGGAUGGACGGUUCGUGGGUAAGACCACCGAGAAUAUUGGCCAACCUAUCUUCUUAGCUGUGCUUACUGAUGGGCGAAUAAUUGUGAUGGAUGAUAAGUCUAAAAGGAUGCUGCAUAUUCAUUGAGUUGUGCCAGUCGCAAUAUCGUGCCGCAAGCAAAACUAAAUGCUGCAUCAAUCCUGCACCAUGAAGAAGGGGUUGAACCAGUUUAAAAGGAUCCUACCCUUUACUGAGUUAAGGACGGCAUUGUGCCACAGAACGUUGCUGCAAGUCUUUCACCAAUAAAAUGGAACUGAACCAGUUAGAGCAAGGUACAAAAACGAUCCAUCUCGUCCUUGAGUUGAACAGCCUUGUUCACAAGCAAACAGAAAUAUGCUAUAAGCCUUACGCCAUGUAGAGAGAAUUACGUCUAGUUGAGCAAGGCACAAAAAGGAUCCAAUUCUUUAUUGAGUUUCCUGGUGUCUCGCGAAAACAGGUAACAUGACGCAGGUAGCAUUUUUUGCAAUUACAAGAAGGAAUUACGUUUCAAGACUAUUCGUAAAUUUGCCAUGAGAGGGAUAGGAAGGCAUAGGUAAAAUCGUAUGUAAAAAGUCUAGGACUUGGCGAUUCUUCCAUAAGAAAAAUAAUAACGAAGAGACGCAAGUGACGGAAGCGGUGCGUACACCUAUAUCAAAUGCGGAACAUUAGAUAAAAAAAAUAGGCACGCAUUACAAUAGCCACAUGCUCGUAUGUGGCUACUGUAAUUCAUUCGUCAUGUAUUAGAUUUUCAAUUUAAAAAUAGGACAAUAACUUAUUAAUUCAACAGAUCUCAUUUUAUUUUCAACAUAUAAAUUUAACAAUAUUUCAAAACAUAAAUGAAUAAUCCACACAAAGCAGAAAAUAAAAGUCCCCAAAUGAAUGUCUUUGCACCAAUAAGAAAUUAGGGGUUUAUGCAUAUUUGUUGUGAUUAAUUUUUGCCCCGAAAGACAAUAUGAAGAAAUAGCAAAGGAAACAGUGCUUGAAUGCUGUACCUGACAGUUGGCAAAAAUAACAAGAAAUGGUCUUAAAAAAUACCGUGUAACUUCACGAGCACAAGUUGGGAUGAAGCAUGAACCAUGUGCGACUCCAAGAAUUUGUUCUUUGAUCAGUAUUUAGACCUGCAUUCGGCCAUGUUGACGAUAAUCGGGAAAUGAUAGCCGUAUUGUUAUUGGUUAGAUUUUGCCAAAAGAAAUUUAAUAUAAGCUGUGUUGUGAUUGCCUGGAAAGAGCCAAUAGAAGACGUGCUUUGAAUAGCUAUUUAAACAUUCCGUUUCUUACACCAUAUUACACUAAUCACGAUGAUAUUAGUGCCUUCUGCUAUCGCAGCAGCCACUUAAAAGUGAGUUGAAAAAACCAGUAUAUAAGCCGAUAAAUUUAUGUUAGCUAGGGAGAAUCAGGGCAAUUGGAAAUUACACAAGUAGUCAAUUGAAUCGAAAGCGAACAAAUCAGAUCAACCCAACAAUCCGUUCUUGUAAAACGGAGGAUUCGGGGAAUAAACGAAUUCCAACAUA